This is a messenger RNA of Theileria equi strain WA, 1359 nucleotides long. Its product is annotated as signal peptide containing protein. Lineage: Eukaryota; Apicomplexa; Aconoidasida; Piroplasmida; Theileriidae. Bases 94 to 1359 code for a protein of 421 amino acids. The record is from RefSeq and is a predicted model, not a curated record. The transcript has a single exon.
CUUUUAGAUAGCACCCACUAUUUCUCUCUGGUAUAAACAACUACUGCUUGUACCAAGACUCGGUUCUAUUUUGAGAGAUAAGGAGUCUACAAAAUGAAGAUUCUAGCAGUACUAUGGACGGUGUGCCUAGUAGGACUCUGCCACGGUGGAGGUGAUGAUGGUAAAGGACUAAAGGGAGCAGUAGCUCAGCAAGAUCCAGUGAAGCCCGUUCAACCUAAUACGCAGGGUCCACCAGGGCAAACUCAGGCUAAUCCUUCUACACCUACUCAACAAGGACAAGCUGCUAAACCUGUAACAGCCUCAUCUGGAAAGGCAGACGUUUUGGAUCUUGCCAGUCCAGAUGAGUCUAAAGUAGACAUUGUCAAGGCUAGUAGGAAUGAAGUGGAGAAGAAGGAGUAUUAUCCAAAGGAUACUUCCAAGAUUACUUCUGUUAUGGAUGGAGGAGUGAGUAUGUGGACAGCCACUGGAAAUGAAAAGUGUUGCUUCGCUAGGUCUUACACGAAAGGUGAUUCUUCAUUCCUUUACAUAACUAUAAUGGGUGGUAAUGACUUGACAGCUAAAUUCUGUGAGAAGGCUGGUGGAGCAUGGAAUGAAGUAGAUGAAGAACCGUUUAAUGACGGGGUAACGACAAUGAUUGGAGGAGCCGUGAAAUAUACAAGUCAAUUCGGCUCCAAAGUAGACCCUACUCUCUUUAAUGCCCUGGACUCUUUUGAGGACAAUGUCAAGGUUCUCAAACUUACACCCAAGAAGGGUGCUAAGGCUACUAAGCUCACAUUCGACAGUAAAGUAGUCUGGGAAGAUAAGAAGCCGUGCUCUUCAGUAUUGUUUUAUAUGGAUUGUGGUACUCCAUUACUUGCUGUUAUAAAGACAAAGAGUGCUGGCGGUGAAUCCAGAGUCUACGUAUAUAGAGAUGGAGACCAGUGGAAGGAUGAUAAAGAGGGUGACCAUAAAAAUAAGUUGACUGCUCUAAAGGAAAGGUGCAAGCCUGGAGAAACUCUAGACAUUUCAAAGAGGGAGGAUACAGAUUUAGGCAUAUACCAUUGUACACCUUAUGGUUCUGGAGAUAUUGAUCACAGUUUUAAUCUCAGAAACGUCGCAGUAACUAAAGUAGUGGAUGGUGAAUAUACUGUUUGGAGAGCUGGAAAGAAUGAGAAAACUUGUACAUGGGCACAAAAUAUUGUAGGCAAUAAAGAAACAUUGAGAUUAGAAAUUCAAACGGCCAAGAAAGAAGAUAUAUUGUUUAGGAAGGAAGGUGGUAAAUGGAAAAGGGUUCAAGUUACUCAGCCCAAAGCUUCUCAAGGGUCUCCCAAUCCUGCUUCCCCCUCUAAGACCACUCCUAGACCCAAUAAAUCGCAGUAA